Loxodonta africana (African savanna elephant) is the source of this 13822-nucleotide messenger RNA. RefSeq names its product RAB11 family interacting protein 2 (gene RAB11FIP2). NCBI's taxonomy places the organism in Eukaryota, Metazoa, Chordata, Mammalia, Proboscidea, Elephantidae. Gene Ontology annotation, cellular component: endosome; phagocytic cup. The transcript has 5 exons. Gene Ontology annotation, molecular function: small GTPase binding. Bases 430 to 1968 code for a protein of 512 amino acids. Gene Ontology annotation, biological process: regulated exocytosis. The record is from RefSeq and is a predicted model, not a curated record.
GGGGGAGCUCGGAAGCCUCUGCUUCCCAAGAGGCCUCCUGCCACCUCUGCAGCCUCCGCCGGGCCCAGGUGGCCGGGUCUCACCUGCCGGCAGGCCCGGGGGCCGCCCGCCGCCGAGACCGGUCUCCGGGGCGGGCGGAGCGGGAAAGUGGAGAGGCGAGGUGCGGGGGUCCGCGGGGAGGCCUGGAGCGCGGCCAGGUGAUGGUGGGCCCCUGCUGCUCCGGAGGAAAGGGGACCCCCAGAGCAGCCGUACCCCCGUGCUGCCCCAGGCUGGCGUUUUGACAUCAUCAUCCCCAGGGAAGUGGGCCAGCGCCGAGUUCGCCUGGUGUCCCUUAAGUGCCCUUAAGAUGCAGUGAUCAAAGCAUUAGGCUGUCCCCCGGCGAGGGGCACUGCCUGCGCUUGGGGACUCGGAGCAGAGAAAAAGGGCAGAAUGAUGCUGUCAGAGCAAGCCCAAAAGUGGUUUCCAACCCACGUGCAGGUCACAGUGCUCCAAGCCAAAGAUCUCAAGCCCAAAGGCAAAAGUGGUACCAAUGACACGUACACUAUCAUUCAGCUGGGCAAGGAGAAGUACUCCACCUCUGUAGCUGAGAAAACCCUUGAGCCAGUCUGGAAGGAAGAGGCCUCCUUUGAGCUACCAGGGCUGCUAAUGCAGGGAAAUCCAGAGAAAUACAUCCUUUUCCUCAUAGUUAUGCACAGGUCCCUGGUGGGGCUGGAUAAAUUUUUAGGGCAGGUGGCAAUCAAUCUCAAUGACAUCUUUGAGGACAAACAAAGAAGGAAAACAGAGUGGUUUAGAUUAGAAUCCAAACAAGGAAAAAGAGCCAAAAACAGGGGUGAGAUAAAAGUCAAUAUUCAAUUUAUGAGAAACAACAUGACAGCAAGUAUGUUUGACUUAUCAAUGAAGGACAAAACAAGAUCUCCUUUUGCAAAAUUAAAAGAUAAGAUGAAAGGUAGAAAAAAUGAUGGGACAUUUUCUGAUACAUCGUCUGCAAUCAUUCCAAGUACUCACAUGCCUGAUGCCAGCACUGAUUUUUCAAGUGGUGAAAUCCAGAUGAAAUCCAAACCAAAAAAGCCUUUUCUUUUGGGCCCUCAGAGACUUUCCUCAGCACAUUCAAUGUCCGAUUUAACUGGGUCCCACAUGUCUUCUGAGAAACUGAAGUCUGGCGCCAUUGGUCAAACACAUCUUCUUGGGCGCCAGAUAGAUUCAUUUGGAGCAGUUCCAGAAAGUGGAAGCCUCAAAUCUCCACACAGAAGGACAUUAAGCUUUGAUACUUCUAAAAUGAACCCACCUGACAACAGUGUGGACGAAGGUGAAUCAUCCUUUGGAAGACAAAAUGACCCUUUUACAAAUGUGACUGCUUCAUUACCCCAAAAAUUUGCAACACUGCCAAGGAAGAAAAACCCAUUUGAAGAAAGCAGUGAAUCAUGGGACAGCAGCGUGAAUUUAUUUUCAAAAUCAAUUGAAGUAAAAAAAGAAAACAAGAGAGAGAAAAGGGAGAAAGUUAGCCUGUUUGAAAGAGUAACUGGAAAAAAAGAUAGCAGAAGAUCAGACAAACUUAAUAACGGGGGAUCGGAUAGCCCUUGUGACUUGAAAUCACCUAACGCAUUUGGUGAAAAUCGUCAGGACUAUUUUGAUUAUGAGUCAACUAAUCCGUUUACAACCAAAUUCAGGGCUUCAAAUAUAAUGCCAUCUUCAAGUUUUCAUAUGAAUCCGACAAGCAAUGAAGACCUCAGGAAAAUACUGGACAGCAACCCUUUUGAUGCCACUGCAGGGUAUCGUAGUCUGACGUACGAGGAGGUAGUACAGGAGCUAGUGAAGCACAAAGAGCUCCUUAGGAGGAAGGACACCCAUAUCCGGGAACUCGAGGACUACAUCGACAACCUCCUUGUAAGGGUCAUGGAAGAAACACCCAGUAUUCUCAGAGUGCCAUAUGAACCGUCCAGGAAAGCUGGCAAAUUCUCCAAUAGUUAAUAAGCCACUUGUACUGCUUUUAUAAUUAAAACAUAAAAGAGAAUGAAAAGAGGGAAAAGAAAAUGAAAGAGAGAAAAAGAAAGAGAAAGAAAAACUUAUUCAUGAAAGAGACCAGGUCUCAUUACAUAUUCUCCUGUUCGAGUUCUAAAAAUUGUUUUACCUGUAAAUAUUGAAGUGAGUUUAAUAAUUUAAACUUUUAAAGUGAAAAUGGGCCAGAUUCUCUGAAUAAGCAGUUUCUUAGGACUCACUUCGGUGCUGGUGCCGGCCCACGAAUCUACCAGAGGCCUAGAAAUAUCUUCAGAAGUACAUGACUUAUUCCUCAGGAAUAGAUUUCUCACAGAGCAGAAUUGAUACUGUGUUUGGUUUCUCAGAAGUCAAUUUGUAGACAUAUUUAGCUGCAGGAAUACUGCUCAUAAUAAACACUACUAAAACUUCAUAUUUUAUAUACAUAUAUAUGUACAUGAAUAUAUGUCCACGUGUCUUUGUAUAUAAAGUACAUGCAUAUACCUCAUAUGUAAGUGUUUUUAGAACAUUAACAAAAACUGGUUGCCUCUAAGGUUGGGAUAUUACUUAUAAUUUGAAAAUAGAUGUGUGACCUAUUGGUGCAGAACAAAUCAUUGUUACUAGUAUUUGAUUUGUUAUGCAGAAGCUGCUUCAAAUCACUCUUGACUACAUGAAGCUUGGUUUCAAAGUGAGCUGCUAUAUAUUAUUCCAGCUUCACAUUUUUGCUCUUUUACUGAAAGUAGUGACCCAUAGCCCUUUCUUAAAGAAUGGCAUAUUUUGGGAAGCGUCAUUAACUUCACGACAGCAUGAAUUUCCUUGAAUUAAUGUUUUUAUCCUAACAUCUUGGGUUUUGUUUAAGCUAUAAGCAAAAGAUAAGCUAACGUAAUUUGUUUUGUAGGGAUUCUGCAUGCCGCCGUUAAAUCACUAGGAAAGAAAAUAUUAGCAAAUUAUAUCUGAAGACGAUUUUGGGGGGAAAAUGUAGGUACUCAUCUGAUGCUUGAUAACCCAAAGCAAUGGGCAAAUUCUAGGGAGAUGAAGAAUUAAGCUUGGUUUCAAGUUACAUAAAUAAUGGGACAGAUGGUUGCCUUUGGGUCUUGAACCAAAAUAUGAGUUACUGAAGGAGGAGUGAGUUUUUAGAGCAGAUCUUUACUAGCGUGACAUUGUACAUUACACUACCCUUUAAAAGUUGGCUUAUCACAAAAUUAUGUCUUUUUAUGAAAUCCACUGCCCCAGAAUGCUGAUUAUUUCCAUGAAUUAUCUAUAUAAUAUUUGUACAAAAUUAAUCCGAAAUCUAAAGUGGAAAACAAUGGUAUAAAAAUGUUACCAAUCAUCUAGUGCUUAUUUUUCAACCUUAGAAAUCUAAAAUACUUAGCAUGAAAUACUGAGAGUAUCCCUCUCUCUGAAUUUAAAAUGAAAAUUUUAUUUACAUAUGGAGACCCAUAUAAUCCCCCAGUUUUUUAAUGAACUGCAUUUUUUCUAAUAUUUAUCCCUGUUAAACUUUAUUGAAAAUAAAGUUAAAAGCAGAUAUAAUAAUUUUCUCCUUUUAAUGUUUUGAAUCAGAUAACACUGGGCCAAGCUUAUGUAAAGAACAUAAGCUAAAAUCCCUUGUUACUGUUACUUUCUGAGUUUCUUUAUAUUUCUUAUGAGUACAUCAUUUUGAAAUUCUGAGAAAUUUCCCCAAAUAUAAAAAUUAAAUAAUUUUCUAAAAUUAAGAGAUAGGGAAAGAAAAAUUGCUUUUGCCAGUUUUUCCCUCUACUUACAAUUAAAGUUCUGUAAUUAAUCUCAAAAUCUAGUACAGAAUUUUAUUUUCUCGUUAGAGGUUUUGGUAAUUACUGUUCUUAUCGUGGUGCCAUUUUUAAUUUAAAAUUUGUUAAGUAUUACAAAAUUCUUAGCAUUUGGUUUUUCUGUUUGUAUAAUUGAGGCUUGUAUACUUUUUUAAACACCAAAGUUCAUUUAUAUUUAGUAUUAUGACAGAGACCUGCAGAUAGUUUAAUGUGCUUUGGCCACAUUUGCUCUUUAUAGAAUGAACCAAGAUGUCAGUUUUGUAUCUGGGGGUUGUUUUAUAUAAAUAGAGCUCAUUCAAAAGUAUGGUUCAAGUCCUGCCAUUCUUUUUAUGGGGAAGUUCAUUUCACAAGAACAAUUCUUUGCCGGCAUAAAAACCAUCAAGGAUUAAACUUAUUCACAAGGAGUGCUUUGGCUAUAACUGAAUCAACAUUUUUAUCUUUAAAUCUGAAAAGUGUUGUACUGAAAACUGAAUCUACAUUUAUCACUGCCUGAAAAAUUUCCGUUCCGAUGUUUAUGAAUUUUCACUCAUGACCUAGAAUAGACCUUAUUAGAUAUUUUCAUAAUCAGUCAACAUAAUAAACUAAAAACAAAAAGUUGAAGUGAAUUCCCCAGGAAACCUAUCAGUGUUUCCUGUGUUUGGGUAGAGGUACAGGCAGAGCAGGUUGAAUUUCUAGCGUUGUAGAAAAAUGGCCAGAAAGAUCACUUUAGUUUAUUUUUCCAAAAUGUAACUUUAAGCAUUCUAAUGAUAUAUUUUGUUAGUAUCUUAGAAAUGGAGAUAAAACACCUAUAUCAUUAAAUAAUGCACAGCACAGACUUAUAAACAUUUUUUUUUUCUUUAUGUUUAAAAAAUGCAUGCUCAAAAACAUUUUCACCCAGAGGAUUUUUUAAAAUCCCCCAAUUGAUAUUUAUUUCAAAGCUAUCUUAAACUAACAUACUUCUGUUACAUAUUCAAAAUAUUCCUGCUAUUAUUUUAAAGACAGUAUUGUUUUAUGACCAAUUCUAAAAUUCAGUGUUGAGAGUAUUGAACAUACUGUUCUCCCACUUAGGCUUCAGGUGUCAUUUAUGGAAUACCAGGGCCAUAUCCUAGAGUUGUAUGUAUAAUAGUGUAUCGCCUGUUCAUGCAAAAUGUUGAAGUAUUGCUUUUUGCUGCUAUAUUCUGCAUUGAGCCUAGUUUUGCCAUCUCCAGUGAAUGUAGUAUUACCCAUAGAUUAUACAUAACUACAUCUAUUGCUUUUGGCAGUAAAUCAAGAUUUAGUUGUAAUUCUCCAGCUGUGAAAAUGUUGCCCUGUAUUUAAAAGGGUUUCAUGAAUGGAAACCUAAAACUAAGCUCAUUAGUGACAGACUGGCUUUCCUCACAUCCUUCCUUCAGCACCCCCACACCCCCCUCUUCCUACCAGCCCUGUAAGGGUGCUUAUUCUUUAACACAGAGAAUCUUAAAAAAAAACAAAAAAACUGCUGUCUGUAAUAUAUCUACAGUAAUUGUUACACUAGAGCUUUUAUUUUCCUCUGUAGCUUUUUAGAAAAAGCAACCUUAGAUUUGUAAAGCAAGCUGAAACUUUUGAUGUUCGUGUACUUGUAUGUCUUAGAGACAGGCUAGGUGUCACUUGUGUGUGUAGGUGAAGUGCCAGGCAUGUUCAUGGACUUGAUCUCUUUGAAGUAAGAGGAAAAAGAACUACAGCGCUGUCCGUCAGGAGGGGAGAUGGAAGGGUCUGUCAGCACACAUUGAAAGCCCCGAUUUUCACAGAUUUAUAACUUUAAUAAUCCAGAUGCAAUCAUUGGAAGUAUUUAAUAUGCAAUAGGUAGCACCUUAAGUAAUUAAUCUGCAUACGAAGGGUUUUCUGAUGUAUUGAAUAAGAAGCGUAGAAGCUCUUCAGGCAUUGGAGUUGACGUUUUAUUUCAUUUAUUUUCUGUCAAAAAACACACUCUUACAAUGGAAUUGAAGUCUGUAACAAAUGGUACAUUUAGGCCUAUUAAUCUCUGAAGCUUCCAGAUGGUUUGUACUUUAAGGCACAAAAAGCGCUGCAGAUCUGGUUAUGUAUGUAUGUAUGUAGUAGGUACUUGAAAAAUGGAAGCAUUAUUUAUAAGUGAAGAGUAUUGCACUUAAUCUUACUCAGUAAAUGCUCUUAGUACUUGUGUACAUUUUUGGAGGUAUAAACUCAAAAAUAUGGAAGCAUUCCAUAAUGUGAUGGCUGUAUAAUUUAUGUAAUCUGAUGCAUGAAGCAGAAUUUUUAUAUAAUAUCCAAUGAUCAUUGAUCUAUGGUAGUUGAUUAAAGUGUUUAAUCUUAUUUCAGUUGUCAAAAUUUCUUAUUGCAGAUGAAACAGUGUUACCGUAAUGCAUCAGUACACGAGUCUUUGUCUUUUAUUUAAAACUUAGGCUGCCUCUCAGUUGACAUAUUGUAGCAGGUAUUCUGUAUGACCUACGAACGGCUUUACUACGAAGAGUUCUGAAAGUCAGUCAGAGACCUUAGAGUGAACAUUCUUUAAGGAGCAAGUGAAUGCCCUGUGUAUAUAAGACACUGUGCUUAACCUUGUGGCCGUUGAGUCGAUUGUGACUCAUCGUGACUCUACAGGACAGAGUAGAACUGACACAUAGGGCUUCCAAGGCUAUAAAUGUUUACAGAAGCAGACUGCUACGUUUUUCUUCCAUGGAGCAACUAGUGGGUUUGAACCGCCAACUCUUUGGUUACAGCUUAACCAUUGCUACACCAAGGCUCCCUGCUGUGCUUACGGUUUGGAAAUAAACAAUAUAGAGAUCGCUUCAUAGGGGUGGGGCUUAUGGUUUGGUUGAAAAUGAUGUUUGGGUGUGUCUGUAUCGGCUAAAGGCCUCUGCCGAGUGCUUUCUGUUUAUGCGUUAUUUCAUUCAUUCCUCACAGCAGCCCUAUAAGGUAAGGACUACACAAGCUUUCAGAGGAAAUGUAAGACAACUAAUGAAGAAACCAUUUGUGGAACCCAAGAAAGAGUAGAUAGAGUAGGUUCGGCAAACCGAUAGCAUUUGUCAUCACUUCUUAUCCUCCAGUUUGUGACAGAAAUCACAUCAGUUCUCAGCGUAGCAGUCCAAGUGCACACCUGUCCGUCUGCGAUGCUAUCUGAGGGGAAAUGUGGGUCUCAGGGCCCAAAGGCCUGGGCUGGUGUGAGUGUGUUAGUGUGGAUAUGUGUUUGCACACUGGCCGUGAAUUAGGCAGUUGUAUUCGAGAUGACAAGAUGUGGUCCAUAUGUAGUCUUGUAUAUAAAUCUCACAUUUGGAACAGGGAUUUCUCUGCAGAGAACACCUUCCCUGUUCUCUGCUCUCACUGCCUCCACUUCCCCUGCCUAUCUCCUCUAGGUUGCUCUUUCUACCUAGCCCCGGCACAUGUAUUUAUUUUCGCUUAGUCUCCUGAGACAAACAUACUUGGGGCAAUUUGGAAGUGGAGCAUUGCUAUCCUUCUGUUAAAGUGGCCAUUUAUCACAUUGAUUUUGUUUCAGUGCAGUGCCUUUCUGAGAAAUGUUUCCGUUUAGUUUUUCAAAGUAAUGGGCUUAUGACCUGGAUGUCCAGCGUUUUACAUUUUCCCCUAAAUAAUAUUAUGUGAUAACACAGACAUCAUAUUUCACACUUUUAUGGUCAUACGAGGUUAGUCCUUAUAAGCAAUACUGUUAUAUAUGUAUAAUUACAUGAACUGGAAGUGCUUGAUUUUGUUACACCCCUUGUACCCUAAAACUUGAUUCUUAAAUUUUCAAUGGUCCCAUCAUUUGCAACGCGUACUGAAAAGCCAGAGUUUAUGCUGGGAAGCACAAAAUCACAUUUCUCUAUCAGAGGUUUUCAAUUAUGGUGUGUUGUGGUCAAGUGUAAGAUGUGGUCCAGUUUAUUACUAAUGUUAAGUACUAACGUCCGUGGCUAUUUUUCUUUGUAAAUUAGACCAGAGUAAAAAAUAAAUAAUUUUUUUUUUCUUUUAAAGGUUAUUGCUAUUCCUGUGUUGCUCACAUUCUAUUAUUGCUAAUUUGAAUGACAGAAAAGUGUUGAGAGUAAGAAUGCAAGUUAUUUACAGUCCCCAGCAAACUUUCGUAUUUGUACUACAGCCCUUAACACAGGGAUUGCAAACUCAGACAUCUCCAGGGCCAGACAGGUAAGGUCAGGUACGCGGCAAGCUGGGUGCAGAAGAGGGCUUACUGGGGAAGUGGUGAUCUAGAGAGUCCAUUUCCCCACUAAAAGGAAGCAACGACUACUCAGCUCCAGUGCAUUGUUGCUGUGUGGAAAUGAAUGCAAGGCCAGAAUUGCUACACAUUUCUAGAAGAACUGAAAAUAUAGAUUUUUAUGUGAAAUUUGAUUUCUGUUGUUGGCGGCUGAGUAAUUGUUUUCCUGAAAAUAAUGUAGGCCAAACAGUCUGGGGGCUACUAGUUUAUAUCGCUUCUUAGUUGAGUUACUACUGCAGAUGAACUAAAAAUAGUAAUGAGAAGAAAAAUAAGAACAACUCAGAUUGUGGUUGUCGUUUACUGCCCCCUAAAAUGGUUUUGUAUUUAAUCAAAAACUGGCUGGCCAAAGGGCGUGUGGGCUGCAUGGGAUAUGUAAGACUGAGAACCACAGGUCAAGACCCUCCAGCGUGCCUGUCCCUGAGCCCAGCUGUGCACAUGCUUUCAAAACAGUAUGGGUGACCUGAGUGACAGUUCAAGGGACACUGCUUUAGUUUUGGUGCAUUUUGUUGUCUCAGGGUCUGUCAUAUACCCUUUUUAUGGUGGUUGUGACUUUUCCGAUACCUUAUUUAUGUCAAUCUUUUUGUAAAACAAAAAAACAACUAGUAUCCCAAAGAUGGAAACCCCCGUGGCAUAGUAGUUAAGUGCUACAGCUGCUGACCAAGAGAUUGGCAGUUUGAAUCCACCAGGCGCUCCUUGGAAACUCUAUGGGGCAGUUCUUCUCUGUCCUGUAGGGUCGCUAGGGGUCAGAAUCAACUUGACAGCAGUGGGUUUUGGGGUUUUUGGGAUCCCAAAUAUCAGUUUAGUGCAUGGUAUUUGUGGUGUGUGUUAAGGCCAAAUCACAUAAGGUAUAUGACCAUUUCCAGCCAUAUAAAAUGGAUGUAUUUUCAUUUGAGUUUUAAGGUACGUAAUACAUAUCUCCACUGAGGUAUAAUGGCCAUUGACUGCAUAGUUUUUACGGAUUUUGUACAUCAACCAUUUAAAAUUCUGCCAUUCUUUUUGAUCCCAGCCAGAUCAGGAAAGAUGGAUGGUUUAGAUUAAUGCUUCUCAAAGUGUUGUCCCAAAACCAAUAACGUCCGUGUCACCUGGGAGCUUGUUAGAAAUGCAAAAUCUCAGGCCCUACCCUAGACCCCCUGAAUCAAAUUCUCGGGGUUGAACCUAAAAACCUGGUUUAACAAGUCUUCCAGCUUAUCUGAUCUCUCUGGAAAAACUGAAAACAGAUUUCGGUUUUAAAAAGCCCUGUGGCUGAUUCUUAUGCACACUCAAAUUUGAGAACCAUUGAGAGAGAGAUGUCUAUCUCAGUGUGGUUUAGGCAACACUUUCUUGGCUAAGGUAACUUUCCUUGCCAGUCUUGAAUGUGUUUAUGAACUUAUAUUUUUAAAAAGAUUUUUAUGAACUGAAUACUUUUGGAAAAACUUAAUUAUCAAGUAUGAUGAAGCUUCAUACAGGUAAAAUGUUUAUAAGAUAAUGCAAGAUGAAUACUAUGGACUCAUUCAUGUGAUAUGUUUGUGUGACAAGAUUUGGUAUUCUGAUUGAGAAGGAAAAAAUACACGUGAGCAUUUUAUGUAAAACUGCCAGAAUAUUCUUUUGUUUGGUGUGAUUUUGCUGUCCCACAUUUGGUUAAGUAGGCCAUCUUAGCCUCCCAAAGGACUUUUUACCUGAGGUACAAGGUAAUGCUGUAGAAAAAGAAACAGAGAAUGCAGCCACAUAUGAAAAUGUGGUAGAAUAAAGUUUUGAAUAUAUGUGUGAAAUUGUGAAAUGGACCUUCACGUAACAAAUGAAGCAGCCUUGUGACCUUAGGUGAGAGACUUCACUUAACAGCACUUUGUAAAUUUGCUAGCUUACUAAUCAUUUAGGCAAAUAAUUUAUUUGUUCAUAUGAAGCUUACAUUCUUUUCACAGCCAAAAGUGAGCUGAGUUCUCAUUUUUGCUUGCAUUGAAAACUUUGGUCAGGUGGUGGUAUCAGACUAGAGAAAUCUAGAAUCAAAUUUAAAAAUCUUACUAGGUCUUGCAUCAGAUGUUAGCAACACUAAAGGAUUAGGAAAAGGUCAUCAUGCUUUAGGUUAAAUAACAACUUAAAAUAAGGGUGGUGUGAGCGAGCAUCCAACAGGAGAGCGAUUUAUUGGUUUUUCUUAGUGGAUUGGAAUCUGGAAGAUUACCAAUAUGAAAUGGGUUCAAAGACAGCUGAACACAGGUAAAAGUUGUCAAGUGUGGGUUUUUGUUACUAUUUUUGAAUCAUCAUACAAACCCUCAAGAAAAUGUCAAUGCCAAACAUUAGAUUAGCCAGCUGUAGAAACCUAAUAGUAAGGAACUAGAGAAAACAUAAUUAAAAUCACAGUAGUUCAGAAUCCCCCAUCUGAACUUGUAGUUGAACCUCUUUCACUAAAAUUUUGCUAAAUACAAGUGAAAAGGUAACAAAAAUGCCUAUGACUUUAAUUUCCUUUCCUAGUUCUGUUGGUGGCAUUAAGGAGAAAAUAUAGCAGAGAAAGCCAUGGGACUUGGGUGGAGAAGGGAAGCGGGAGGCCAGGCUUGGUGGCAAAGCAGUUGUCAGCCUCCGGCUAACUCGGCAUAUACCCUCAGAGACCAGGCAGGAGGAACACCUGUUGUAAGAAAGGAUUCAUUUAUCACAAACAGUUGCUGACUGAGCCAAUAAACCAGACAUUAAAUGUUUUUAUUUACAUUUGAAGUUUUUUUAUUAAUGCACUGUUAUUGAACAUCUUUCAUGAUUUUUAUAAGCUGUAAAAAUGUUUUAAUCCUUGACUUAUUUUGUUUACCAAGCUAUUCAUUUAAUGCUAUAUACUAUGUAGCGCUUGAGACCAUCUGUUGAGAAUAUUUGAAUAAUAUGCAUUCUGUGAAGAUAUGUACAGCAAAUAAAGUGUAAAACACAUGAAAUAUUCAGCAAGAGUGUGUGAUGAAGACAAUCCAUGUAUUUUAAUUAAAAAAAAAUGUGGCCUGAAGUCUAGCAGUAAGUCUUUCCAAAAAUGAUGCUCCUGUGCUGAGGAGGCAUUAAGCCGUCAUUUUGAUUUUGAAGUGAAUAGAUUUUAGAUAAAAAAUAUUGGAAUUAAUACUAAUUAGAAGUGUGCUUAUUAGCACUCUGAAGUAUUAUUUCAUCUCAGGGUGAGACUUUAUUUCGGAAGCUGUGAGUAGCAGGGGACGUCUCAGGUUGUCCCAGGGGUCACCUCAGAAAAGUGGAUUUGGGGGAGGCACCAGGUUUAGCUUUGUAGUCUUGAAAACUCAACUAUUGGAGGCUGAGACUACCUGUUUACUUCUCUCCUCCGAAUUGGUGGAGAGGACAGGGGAUUAACAGCAUGUAUGGUCCCCCAACUGCCUCUCCCUGCUUCCAGGCAAGGGACCUUGUGAAAGAUUGAAAAUUUGAGGGCUCCCAGGUUGCUUAGCUGCCUAUAGACCGUAGGAUUCUUGACCCAUCCACGUUUUGGCCAUGAGUAAUCCUAAGGAGCUCCACCACUCCUGGUAGGCAUGCUUUUACUUCAGGGCUACACCAUUUGAUGAGUUGUUUAUAACUUAGUUGCUCAUAAUGCCUUCUCUAAUAAUGUGUCCAGUGGUAAUACCAAAAAAAAAAAAAAGUUGGUAAUACACAUGAGGCAAAAUCUGGUUCCCACCAGAUGGCCGGAGUAUCUGGCUCACUGUAAGUCUUAAUCCUGGUACUCAACUGUUUAACUUUGCUUUUCCUAACUGCUUUCAAGUCCUGUGUUUUGAUGCCUACACCAGAUCUCGUGGGAAUUAAAAUCAUCGUAGUUUUUUUUUUUCCAAUGCGUGUUACAGGCAAAGGCUUAACGUGCUCAGCUGCUAACCAAAAGGUUGGCAGUUUGAUCCACCCGUAGGUACCUUGGAAGAAAGACCUGGUGAUCUACUUCUGAAAAAUCAUUCAUAAAAAACCCUACAGAGCACAGUUCUACUCUGACACAAAUGGGGCCACCAGGAGUCAGAGUCAAGUGGACAGGAGCUGUAAAUGAAUUUUAGUGUGUAUCUAAAUGGUUUUAUUCCUACCUUUAUUAUUGUUAUAUCUCUAUUUCUUUUUGUCUUGGCUCCUUCAAUUUUUUUACUUCAUUCUUUUGGACUGUAUGUGCUUUUAUAAACCACCCCAAAUGUUUUGUGGAUGGGACAUCGUAUGAAUAAAUUUUUCAUCUGGCAUUUCUUCCAGUCCUGCUCUUUCUACUCCAGAGUGGCCUAUCUCAUCUUCGCUGACCUCCAGCAAACUCCUUUCUUGUACAUUUAUUUGUCCUUAUUUCUAGAUGUACAGCUAUUUUUUUAAAAAAAAUAUACUAAGAAUUCCCGGCAAAGAGCAGGAGCGUCUAGUCAUUGUAGCACUGAUACCUAGCACCCUAACCUGUUGCUGUCAAGUCGAGUCCUACUUAGCGACCCUAUAGAACAGAGUAGAACUGCCCCAUAGAGUUUCCAAGGAGCACCCGGUGGAUUUAAACUGCUGAUCUCUUGGUUAGCAGCUGCAGCACUUGACCACUACACCACCAGGGUUUCUGACACCUAGCACAGUUCUUGGUAAUAGCUGGUACUCAGUAAAUAUUUGUUGAGUGGAUGAUGGAGUUAUUUUUAUUAAGACCCAUAGGAUCGUUAUGGAAAAUUAUAAACAGUGAUGUUAUCAUAUAAAGAAGCUCCUUUUAAAUGAAUAAGAAGAGGAUUUUUACCAGCAAUGGGGAUUGGAUCUAGAGAAGAAAGGAUUACUAUAAAAACUUUUCUGUCUGGGAACGGACUGAAAUAAAUGUUCAGUCCCAAUUGCAGGCAGUCCACCAAAGUUUGAUGAGCGUGAUAGAACAAUUUCUUCAUUCCUUUAUUUUAGUCAGGGAUUGUCAUAUUCUACUGUAGAUAUUUAUGUGUCUAUGUGCACUGCUUAUCUGUGUACAUUGAACAGAAUGAAGUAUCUGCUCACCUUUGCUUCCCACUGCUUGCAGAUCACAUGUCACAUUCCAGGUCCUCAGUAAAUGUGUGUUAGAGAAAGAAAGCAGGGGAGGGAGUUGUUUAGUGGCUGGUUCUUUGAAAUACAGAGUAAGCAGGUUUUACUUUUUUGCUGUGUGUGAUUUGGAUGGCAGCAUGCUGAGAUUUUAAUUAUCUGCACUUCAAAAUAUUGCAACCAUGGUUAUUAUAAAACACUUUCCAUUGUCCUUAAUGAAGGGAGGAACGACCAUUUUAAUAUGACUUACAUUUGUAAUUAAUGAGAAAGAAACCUUGGUGGUCCCUGAUUGAAACAAGGAAUAUGAGGAUCCACUUUGUUUGUUUAGGAGUCUUAUAGAAACUCUAGAUAUAAAAGCAGCCUUUUAAAAAUUAUUUUAUGAUGCAAAAAUAAAUAAAUGAGUUUGAUGAGAACACUAGCAAGAUGGGCUUUUCUGAUUCAAGUGCUUUGCUUACUGUACAUUUCUUCCAUUGAAUAAUCAGAAAGAAGCCUCAGUCCAGGGUAGCAAAUUGAUCUCAUCUGGAGUGUUAAUUAAUCAAUCAACAGUUGCUGCUGUGUUGUAGAGGUUUGUGAGGCCUCGUUUGGGCUCACCCAUCCAUCCAUUGAUCCAGUCCAAUAUUCAUUCACCAGUCCAAUCCAGUAUUCGUCCAUCCAUCCUUCCUUCCACUCAACAAAUAUUGAAUACCUGCUAUGUGCAAAGCACUAUUCUGAGCGCCAGAGAUACAGAGUUGAACAAGAUGGACAAAGGAAAAUAGUGCCAUGAUCGAUUAGUGAUGUCCACCAAGAACUCAGGACAUCCAUAUUUUUUCCCCCAUUUCUUAAAGGGGCAUUUUAAGAACCUUUUGAUGCCCACUCAAGGUCACAAAUGGAAAACUCUUGAGGUAAUCACAAAGUACCAACUGAUGGAAUUUGAGUGUUACUUUUUUUUCCCUGACUUUAUGUUUUUAUUUGAUUUUUAACUUUUUUUAACUAAUAU